CCGGAGAGCCUCUGAUCUCAGCACAGCCUUGGACUUAUUUCAAGGGAAAUUAACCUGGAAACCUCUCCACAAGGCCGUGGUCCUGAGCAUAUGCCCCUGGAAAAGCUAGGGAUGAGCACCUCCCUGAGCUAUAAGUCCUUCUCCAAAGAGCAACAAACUAUGGACAACCUGGAGAAACAGCUGAUCUGCCCCAUCUGCUUGGAGAUGUUCACCAAGCCCGUAGUCAUCCUGCCCUGCCAGCACAACCUCUGUCGGAAAUGCGCCAGUGACAUCUUCCAGGCCUCCAACCCCUACCUGCCGACCAGGGGAGGUACAACUGUGGCGUCGGGAGGCCGUUUCCGCUGUCCCUCCUGCAGGCACGAGGUGGUCCUGGACCGACAUGGUGUCUAUGGGCUGCAGAGGAACCUGCUGGUGGAGAACAUCAUCGACAUCUACAAGCAGGAGUCCACAAGACCUGAAAGGAAAUGUGACCAGCCAAUGUGUGAAGAGCACGAAGAUGAGAGAAUUAAUAUCUAUUGUUUGAACUGUGAAAUGCCCACCUGCUCCUUGUGCAAAGUCUUUGGUGCCCACAAAGACUGUCAAGUUGCUCCUCUCACAAAUGUUUACCAGCAGCAGAAGUCUGAGCUGAGUGAUGGCAUUGCAGUCCUGGUGGGGAGCAACGACAGAGUGCAAGGAAUAGUCACACAGCUGGAGGAGACCUGCAAGACAGUUGAGGAAUGCUGCAGACGACAAAAAGAACAGUUGUGUGAAAAAUUUGAUUAUCUCUACUCUGUAUUGGAAGAAAGGAAAAAUGAGAUGACACAAAUAAUCACUAGAACCCAAGAGGAGAAACUGGAACACGUCCGCUCCCUGAUGAAGAAGUAUGCGGAUCAUUUGGAAGCUGUGUCAAAACUGGUUGAAUCAGGAAUCCAGUUCAUGGAAGAACCAGAAAUGGCCGUGUUUUUGCAGAAUGCCAAAACAUUGCUGCAAAAUCUCUGUUUUAGAAUUACUGAAGCUUCUAAAGGAUUUCAAAUGGAAAAAAUAGAGGAUGGGUAUGAAAUUAUGAACCAAUUCACAGUGAACCUCAGUAGAGAAGAAAAGAUAAUACGAGAAAUUGAUUUUGACAGAGAGGAGGAGAGAGAAGAAGAGGAGGGCACAGAGGAUGGUGAAGGUUUGGAUGAAGUCCACACAGAGUCAUCUGGAGAGGAGGGAGAGGAGGAAGAGGUAGAGGAGGAAGAGGCUGAGAGAGCAUCACAGCCACCUCAGCAAGACCCUAAACUGCAGAGUGCAACAGGAGAGCCCCUGUCUGAACCCACUCCAGUGUCACUACCUGCUGCCCCAGCUGGUCAGGAUGUGGUUGUGACACCAGGUGGUUCUCAGCAGACCCCAGAAUCUGACACUCAAAUGCCAGCCACAGCAGAAACCACGGAUCCCUUGUUUUACCCUAGCUGGUAUAAGUCUCAGUCACGGCAACCAAGCAGUCCAAGCUCAACCCCAGUGAGUGGGCUGGGGAAAGUAGGGAGUCCUGUUUCUCUGGAAACAAGUGCAAAGAAGUCAGAAGCCCCAACAGCAGCAACAGAAGAGGAGAGUGCACCAGGGAGUAGUAAGGAAAGUAAUACCACUGCAGCAACAUCCAAGACUGGUUCUGAACCAUACGCUCAAGGACGAGUGGAGGAAGCGCCUGUGAGCAGUGAGAGGGGUGACGAGCCGGCUCGUCAUGUUUUCUCCUUCUCCUGGUUGAACUCACUGCAUGAAUGA
Messenger RNA from Pipra filicauda (Wire-tailed manakin), 1737 nucleotides. It is a transcript of the gene TRIM55, whose product is annotated as tripartite motif containing 55. Gene Ontology annotation, molecular function: zinc ion binding. Lineage: Eukaryota; Metazoa; Chordata; Aves; Passeriformes; Pipridae. The transcript has 10 exons. The record is from RefSeq and is a predicted model, not a curated record. The coding region runs from base 91 to 1737 and encodes 548 amino acids.